AUGUUUAACUUCUAUUUACAAGUUGACAUCGAUGAUGUUCCUUCAUAUGUUAUCCCUUCAGCUGCUAUGGAUAAACCAAUUUCAUUUACAUCAGUUGUAUUAACUUCAAAUCCAGAACGAGAUCCGAAAUAUCUAUGGACAUGGAAAGAAGGAAGAAUAGUAUCAUUAUAUACUGGUGAUUGCUGGACGAUCGAAGAUGAUAAUUUAAUUUUAAAGCAGAUCAAUCUCGAUGAAAGACAAAAAGAUUCUCAGCAAUGGAAAUUAUUACGCGAUGGUAGGAUAUGCACUAUAGAUAAUUCAAAAUUUGUAUGCAUCCAAGUAGAUAAUAUAAGGAAUUUCGACAACUGUCCACUUCAAAUUAUUAAAUUUUUCGAUAAUGAUGAUCCUGAUGAUACCCUUUACUGUACUUGGAAAGUUGUUACUCAUCACCCAGAUUUUACACAAUCUUCUAAGAAUAAUAGAUAA
This is a messenger RNA of Trichomonas vaginalis G3, 465 nucleotides long. RefSeq names its product Ricin B-like lectins family. The record is from RefSeq and is a predicted model, not a curated record. Bases 1 to 465 code for a protein of 154 amino acids. The transcript has a single exon. Lineage: Eukaryota; Parabasalia; Trichomonadida; Trichomonadidae.